This is a messenger RNA of Ylistrum balloti, 2687 nucleotides long. RefSeq names its product integrator complex subunit 9-like. Gene Ontology annotation, cellular component: integrator complex. Gene Ontology annotation, biological process: snRNA processing. Lineage: Eukaryota; Metazoa; Mollusca; Bivalvia; Pectinida; Pectinidae. The transcript is spliced from 21 exons. The record is from RefSeq and is a predicted model, not a curated record. Bases 91 to 2061 code for a protein of 656 amino acids.
UUUUGCACGGUGAUUUUUUUCCGCUCCCCAAAUUAGUCGUCUUUAUGAAUACCAGCGGUUAAUAACGCUGAAGGAAAAUCAAUAGUCACCAUGAAAUUGACUUGUCUGUCAGCCAAUCCAAGCAAACCUUGUUUCAUCCUUCACUUCAAAGGUGUGACCUUUAUGUUGGAUUGUGGUCUGGAUGUGAGAGAAAUACUGAAAUUCUUACCACUGCCUGUUGUACACAAUGCAAGAUUAUCCAACUUAAAAGGAUGGACAUCCUCUGAAGACAAAAGUGAAGAAAAUGUCUUGUUGGAACAAGAGCUGAAGCAAUGUGGUGGAAAUGUAUUUGUAGAUGGAAUGAUUGAAUUCUCAAUACCAGAGGUGAGCAUUACAGAUUUGUCCCAGAUUGAUGCUAUCCUGAUCUCUAAUCACAACACAAUCCUUGCUCUUCCUUACAUCACGGAGUACACUGGCUUCAAGGGUAUUGUCUACUGCACUGACCCUACUCUUCAAAUUGGGAGACAAUACAUGGAAGAGUUGGUGACGUAUAUAGAGAGGACCCCAAAAUCUAAAGUCUGUACUCAGUGGAAAGCUGAUCAUAUCCUGAAGUCGUUACCUCCCCUCCUCAGAGAUACAGUACGUCCUCGUAUGUGGAAGAAAUGUUACACGAGGCAUGAUGUUAACUCCAGUCUGGCUCGUGUCCAGGUUGUAGGCUACAAUGAGAGAAGGGAUAUCUAUGGUUCCCUGACAGUGCUGGCUUGUAGCUCUGGGUACAGUAUAGGCAGUUGUAACUGGGUAAUCAGCUCAGAGUAUGAAAAGAUCUGCUAUGUAGCUGGCACAUCAACAUUAACCACCCACCCUAAGCCGGUGGAUCAGGCACCCCUUAGGAACAGUGACCUUCUUAUUCUAGGAUGUCUAACACAGACACCGACUGUCAACCCUGACGCCAUGAUUGGAGAGUUCUGUGUAAAUGCAGCUGUAACCCUGAAGAAUGGAGGCAAUGUCCUAGUACCCUGUUAUCCAUCAGGGAUUACCUACGACCUUUUUGAGUGUUUAAGUGGCCAUCUGGACACUUGUGGACUGAGCACCAUACCCAUGUACUUCAUGUCUCCUGUCUCUGAUAGUGUCCUGGCUUUCUCAAAUAUUUUUGCUGAGUGGUUAUCUACAGUGAAACAGUCCAGAGUUUACCUCCCUGAGCCCCCAUUCCCACACGCAGAGUUGGUGACACUAGGCAGACUGAAACACUUCAACAACAUACAUGAUGGUUUGAACACAGACUUUAAGACACCGUGUAUCGUUUUUACCGGUCACCCAUCUCUGAGGAUGGGUGACGUUGUCCACUUUAUUGAGAUGUGGGGGAAGUCUUCUGGGAAUACGAUUAUAUUUACAGAACCAGACUUUCCAUACCUAGAAGCUUUAGCACCCUAUCAACCCAUGCAGAUGAGGGUGUGUUAUUGUCCUAUAGACACUAGCCUUAAUUAUGGCCAGGCUAAUAAACUGAUAAAGGACCUGAAACCUACACACCUGGUAGUUGCAGAGAAUUACACACAUCCUCCAGUCUCCAUGCCUCAUCGCACAGAGUUUGUCAUUGAAUGGGAACCUGGCCCCCUGACAUACAAACGUGGGGAGGUUGUGUCACUGCCUAUUAAACGUCAGUUUGAGUCGGUGGAGCUGAGCUCUGAGCUUGCAGCAUCAUUGGAACCAUCAGAAGUGAAGCCUGGUACUAGUCUUUGUAUGGUCACAGCAUCGCUCGUGGUCAAAGACAACAAAUAUCUGUUAAAACCAUUGUCAUCCGAGUCUUUAUCUAUAAAAAGACGAGCUGAUGGUUCACUGAUACGACCAAAAUCGUACAUAUGGGGAAAACUCAACAUUCAGUCUUUUGUAGAUGCACUCACUAAGCAAGGUAUAACAGAUAUCAAGGUGGAAAAUAUUGGUGAGGAUGGCUCCAUCAUACACCUGUCCAAUGAUGAUACACUGAUACAAGUAGAGUCGGACUCUACACACAUCAUAUGUGAGGGUGAAGAGGCAGUCCGGACAAAACUCAGGGACACCUUGCUCAAGUGUCUCCACAAACUGUGACAGAAAAGGAUGAAUGAGACAUGUUAACUCACAAACACCCUGUUCAAAUGUCCCAACAAAUUAUGAUAGAGGCUUAGAUCAUUAUCAUCACUAUCAUUAUCAUCAUUAUCUUCAUAAUUACACAUCAUUAUCAUCAUUAUCAACAUUCUCAUCAUCAUUAUCAUCAUUAUCAUCAUCAUUACACAUCAUUAUCAUCAUCAUUAUCAUCAUCAUCAUCAUCAUUACACAUCAUCAUCUUUAUCAACAUUUUCAUCAUCAUUAUCAUCAUUAUCAUCAUCAUUACACAUCAUUAUCAUCAUCAUUAUCAUCAUCAUCAGCAUUAUCAUUAUCAUCAUUAUCAUCAUCUUUACACAUCAUCAUCAUUAUCAUCAUCAUCAUUAUCAUCAUUACACAUCAUCAUCAUCAUCAUCAUCAUCAUUAUCAUCAUCAUCAUCAUUACACAUCAUCAUCAUCAUCAUUAUCAUCAUUAUCAUCAUCAUUAUCAUCAUUAUCAUCAUCGUUACACAUCAUCAUCAAUAUCAUCAUCAAUACACAUCAUCAUCAUUAUCAUCAUUAUCAUUAUUAUCAUCAUCAUUAUCAUCAUCUUUGCACAUCAUCAUCAUCAUCAUUAAGAUCAUUAUCAUCAU